This is a messenger RNA of Pseudophryne corroboree (corroboree frog), 824 nucleotides long. RefSeq lists its product as uncharacterized. The coding region runs from base 81 to 791 and encodes 236 amino acids. The transcript is spliced from 4 exons. The record is from RefSeq and is a predicted model, not a curated record. Lineage: Eukaryota; Metazoa; Chordata; Amphibia; Anura; Myobatrachidae.
UGAUUGGCUGUGUACAAAAUGGAUACCCCCACAAAGUGCCUCAGUGAUGUCAUCGGCUUCAACUGAACCAAUAGAUUUGAAUGCUUCUGAAUAGUACAGUACACAAAAUGGCUGCCACCACUGUGUGCCUCCAUGAUGUCGCUGCUUCUGAGUUCAUUUAUAGUGCUAUGUCUGAGAAGCUGAUAAAAUGCAGGACAGAGCUGCUGGAUGCUAUAGAUAGAGCCCUGGAGGGUUGUCUGUGCCCAGUGUCCAGCCACCUGCAGAUCUGCCAGUCCUGUCUGUCCCAUGUGUUAGAUGGAUCAGGCCCUAUAGAGAGCCCCCCUGGCAGUCCAGCUGUCCUUCACCAGCCUCUGGAGAGCGUAAGACUGAUCCCUACAGAGGGUCACAUUGCUGACGGAGUCUGUAGCCUGCACCCAAGCAUCCAAAAGCCAUUUUCCAGUAUAGAGAUUGUCCUGCAGCUCCGCAGGGGCUCAUCUCCAGACCAGCACAGCGAGGAGUUACAGUCACUGCUUCAUGACGCUGAGAAUCUGCCCAGAGACCCAAGUCCGCAGGAUGUCACCAGGGACCUUUUAGCUUUAAUUGAGAACACCAGAUCCCCCGUCCUGCAGGAGAUCUCCAGGAGCCUGGAGUGGACCAGUGACAUCUUCUGUCUCCCUGAGGAAGACCUGCCCCUGACACCACCACCAGCAGGGGGCGCAGCUGAGCCAGUGCCUGAUGACGAGCAGAUGGUGGAAAUGGUUCUGGACCUAGAGGAGGAUUACCCUCACCGGAAGAGCUGCCUUAUACUGUAGCGUACAUGUAACUAGUAAAUCACUAUCAAACAA